UAAGCUACACUGAGCUGACAUAGGCAUUUAUUAAUAAUACUACUUGUUCUUUAUAAAACUACUUUAAUUUUUUCAUAAUUAAAUAUUAUUUCUUCUGUUCAAAAUGGCAAAUAUUUACCUUGCUAUAAUUUUUUUUGUAAUUUUAUUUGCAAAGAAGGCAAAUUUGGAAUUAAUCGAGUUGAACGAAAACAACUGGAGAUUAAUGCUUAAGGGAGAAUGGAUGGUUGAGUUUUUUGCACCUUGGUGUCCUGCUUGUAAAAGUUUAUCGCCUGUUUGGCAGCGUUUUGCAAAUAAUGCGGACGGUACUGGCUUAAAUAUUGCCCAUGUUGAUGUAACUAAGUCACCGUCUCUGAGUGGGCGUUUUUUAGUUACUGCACUACCCACUAUUUACCACGUUAAAGAAGGAGAGUUUCGCCAAUAUCGAAACUCCAGGGAUGGUGAUGCCUUUAUGUUUUAUAUAAAUCAAAAAGAAUGGCAAAAGUCUGAACCUAUUUCUCAAUGGAAAAAUCCAAACAGUAUCCAUAUGUCCGUGCUGUCUUAUUUCUUUAAGCUGUCUCAUUUAUUGAAGGAUUUCAACACAAGUUUGCAGGAAGGAUAUGGGCUCCCAACAUGGGGUUCAUAUGCCCUCCUUGCAACUGCUACAAUUAUUGUUGGUGCUGGUUUAGGAUUACUUCUAGUCUGCAUUGUUGACUUUUUAUACCCAGCAAAACUUUCUCAACGCCAAAGCUUUUUACUUUCCGAGGAAAAAUCCGGAAGUGCUGUAGAUGAUGAAAUCGUAGAUGAUAUAAAUUACAAUAACGAUGAAUCUGACGAAGAAGAUAACGAAGAAGAGAACGAAGAAGAUGAAGGUUCUAAUGAAUCAGAGACAGAAGUUAAAUCCGAUUCAUGUGGCGAAUUAGAAGACAAUAAAAUUGAUGAGGCUGAAUUGGAUUCCGAUUCGAAUAAAAACGACAAAAACAAAUUUUCAAAUAUUCGCAGGAGAAACAAUCCCAAAGAAACUAAGUAAAAAUAUAUUAUAUUUUAUGCACUCAAGAAAACAUUUGAAUGGCUAAGUGUUAAGUUAAAUUUUAUAACAAACACCAUCGUACUAAACUGCACAAAAAAUAAUAUUCAAGGCGUUAUAUUCACUUAACUUUGAAUUUUAAGAUGUGAAUUUAAAAAAACUCAGUUUUAAAUAAGGAGAAAAAAAAAACAAUAAAUAUAUCAAAUGGUUUCAUUUCAUUGUUCUUCAUUCGGUUAAAACCUAUUUGGCUUUACUUGUUGAAUAAAGAAUAUAUUUUAUAAAGGUAGAAUAAAAUAGUAUCCCUUUUUAUUUUAAGAUCUUUUUUAUCGACUAAUACAAGUUCAAAUAAUUACACUGUGCAAGUUUUCUUGAGGCAAGUGCGCUGUUUACUGUUCGCCCCUAUUUCGGACCUGAAAAAUCGAUUGGCAUCAUUAGUUUUUCGAUUUAUCGGUACGACUUCGAACAAAAUUUUUUCGGAAGUUUUUUCAAUAAUUUUAAGCAUUUUGCCCGGUUAAGAGUAAUUUUUCUUGUUUAUGUUGCUAUUUUUUCUGCUAAAACGUUAUUUACUAACAGCAUAAACCAAAUAAACAAUUUUAUGCAAUUUAUUUAACAAUUUAGCAAGCUUUUGUUGAAAAAAUUCAAGAAAUUUGGAUUUUUUUUGCAUUGUUAUCGUUUUAUUAUGUUUUAGUGGAGUAAGUAAAGCAAAUUACAGAUUCAAUUUUGAUAAUUUCUGUUCUUAAACGUCGAUAAUAAAAAAAACUUUAAAAUCUAUGUGUUAAAAAUUGCCGGUGUUGCCGUUUUGUUUUUUCAACUAAUAACACCGGCACACAAAAUAAAAAAAGUUUCAUGUACCAGGAACCAGACCUAUCUUUCCAUAUAGGAGACAGUGCCAGCACACCAAAAAAAAAGUUGUAUAUACCAGGAACCAGACCUAUCUUUCUAUAUGUUUUUGGACCCGCUGAAUCCGAAUUUCAAGUCUGUUUGCCCCUGUCACCCUCUAGUUUAAAGUAAAAUGCAAAAAACUCAAAAAAAGGAAGUUUUUUGCCUUUUUUUUUUGAGUCUUUUUUACAUUUUUCUCAAAACUGGAGGGUGUUCGGGCAAAACGGACUUGAAAUUCGGAUUCAGCGGGUCCAAAAACAUAUAGAAAGAUAGGUCUGGUUCCUGGUACAUACAACUUUUUUUUUGUGUGCUGGCACUGUCGCUUUCAUCCCCGGCACACAAAAAAAAAAGUUUCAUGUACCAGGAACCAGACCUAUCUUUCUAUAUGUGUUUGGACCCGCUGAAUUCGAAUUUCAAGUCCGUUUUGCCCGAACACCCUCCAGUUUUGAGAAAAAUGCAAAAAACUCCAAAAAAGUCAUAAAAAUUCAAACAAAAUGCAGUCACAGCUCAAAACUGGAGGGUGACCGGGCCAAACGGACUUGAAAUUCGGAUUCAGCGUGCCCAAAAACAUGGUUCCUGGUACAUGACACUUUUUUUAUUUUGUGUGCCGGUGUAAUUAAUUUAUUUUCAAAACUUUUUUUUUUUAAUUUCAUAAGUAAAAUGAUGAAAUUAAAUGAUUAUUUAGAUUAUUAACAGAAAAAAUUAUAUAGGAGUGAAGGAUAAGAUUAAAUCGUUUAGGCGGAAGAAGCAACUUUCUUACAAAUCGGCUUCAAAUGUAAAAAAAAAUGUGUUACAUUUUUACAAAGCCAGUAGUUUAUGCUGGUAGUAAAUAACGUUUGAGUAGAAUAAAUAGCAAUAUAAACAAGAAAAAUGACUUUAAGCUGGGCAAAAUGCUUAAAAUUAUUGAAAAAAACUUCCGAAAAAAAUUUUGUUCAAAUCGAAAAACUAUGAUGCCAAUCGAUUUCUAAGGUCGGAAGUAGGGGGAAACAGUCAACAGCGCACAUGUCAAAGAUUUCUACUGCACAGUGUUAUUAUAAAAAUAAUAUUGUCCUUACUUUUAGUAAAGUAGCGUGGUUUUUUAUAAUUUCUCUUCAAACUUACAACUAAGUAUUACGUAUGCCAGAAAAAAAUACACUCUUAUUUUAAAUACAUAAUAAAGAAUUUGUGUCAUACUGUGUAUAUAUAAAGUUAUUUAACAUUAAACAUUUCUUUCUUUAUUGAAAA
Messenger RNA from Episyrphus balteatus (marmalade hoverfly), 3106 nucleotides. Its product is annotated as thioredoxin-related transmembrane protein 1-like. The transcript has 4 exons. NCBI's taxonomy places the organism in Eukaryota, Metazoa, Arthropoda, Insecta, Diptera, Syrphidae. The record is from RefSeq and is a predicted model, not a curated record. Bases 104 to 1006 code for a protein of 300 amino acids.